Molecule: messenger RNA, 1896 nt
Organism: Pseudopodoces humilis (Tibetan ground-tit)
Lineage: Eukaryota; Metazoa; Chordata; Aves; Passeriformes; Paridae
Gene: KCTD2
Product: potassium channel tetramerization domain containing 2
Biological process (GO): proteasome-mediated ubiquitin-dependent protein catabolic process; protein homooligomerization
Cellular component (GO): cytoplasm; Cul3-RING ubiquitin ligase complex
Molecular function (GO): cullin family protein binding
Source: RefSeq, a predicted model, not a curated record
AUGGCCGAGGGGCCGCCGAGGGGCCGCACGCCCAGCCCGGGCCCCGGGGGGGCACCGGGGCCGCCCAGCCCCCGCGCGGCCGGAGCGGCGGCGGGCUCCGCCGGGCCGAUGUCCCCGCCCGCCGCCGCCUCCAAGUGGGUGCGGCUGAACGUGGGAGGCACGUAUUUCGUGAGCACCCGGCAGACGCUGUGCCGGGAGCCCAAGUCCUUCCUGUGCCGUCUUUGCUGCCAGGACGGGCCCGAGCUCGGCUCCGACAAGGAUGAGACGGGGGCCUAUCUCAUUGACAGAGACCCCACAUACUUCGGUCCGAUACUGAACUACCUCCGGCACGGGAAGCUCAUCAUAAACAAGGAGCUUGCAGAGGAAGGGGUGCUGGAAGAGGCUGAGUUUUACAACAUCGCAUCCCUCGUGCGGCUGGUGAAGGAGCGGAUCCGCGACAACGAGAACAGAACCUCUCAAGGACCUGUGAAACACGUGUACAGAGUGCUGCAGUGCCAAGAGGAAGAGCUCACACAGAUGGUGUCCACCAUGUCUGACGGUUGGAAAUUUGAACAGCUGAUCAGCAUUGGAUCUUCCUAUAACUAUGGAAACGAAGACCAGGCAGAAUUCCUCUGUGUUGUGUCCAGGGAGCUCAACAAUUCAACCAAUGGUAUUGUCAAGGAGCCAAGCGAGAAGGCCAAGAUUCUUCAGGAGCGAGGAUCCCGGAUGUAAUUCAAGUGUCCACUCCAUUAAACUCCCGGAUGUCACAGGGCAGUCCAGCUGGGCAGAGCAUCUCUCCGCAGAGCAACCCAGCCCUUGUACAAUAACCAAGCUAAUGCAAAGCCAAGCCUGUCCUGCCAAUGGCAAAUAAUUCUGGUCAUAACCAAAGCCUUUUCUCUUACCCUGGAAACCGAGGAAGGAGAAGACUCUUCCAGCUGGAUAGUCCUUUCCACAAGUAUUUGUUUUAUUUUCUUGGCCAGCACUGUAUUGAAUUUUUCUGACAAUGGCUGGGCCAGAUUCCCUGUUGGAGCCUUUGUGAAGGUUGUUCAGGUCCUCAGGCCCUUGUAAUCAAUCUCACCUUCCACAGGCUGCUGUGGGUGGGAAGGUCCAUAUUUGAGCUGUGCCAUUUCUUGCACCCAGGUCUGCCACCAGAAAUGUACAGGGACCUUGCAGUGCUCCCCCUUUCUCCCCCAAAUCUGAAGAAUAGGGCUUUAAAAGGAGGAACAAAACAACCACUUCUGAAAACCCACACAAACUUUUCCAUCCUUGCUUUGUAUUUGUUCCUUGUUCAAUUCCUAAGAGCUGAGUUUAGAUAUGAGGGGAGGAGAGUUGUGUGUCCAUCUGACACAGGUCUCACUGGUAAUACUAUUACUUGUGGGCUCCUGGUAUUUUCCAAAGCCCAUUACUUUGCAUGCAUAAACAAAGAGGUCUGUGUUCACCCAAAAUAGUGAUAGAGUGAUCGUUCUGUCCUUUACACUUCUCCACAGUGGAAAAGUGGUGACAUCUUCCCCUCCAGUACCCUGCCAUGGCCAUAUCUUAGCCUGCUACAAAGUCACAAGGUUUAGGGACUUGCCGCUGCCAAGUUCAGCUUUGCCUUGUUUGUCUCCAGCAGUGUGGGCUCUGUCUCCUUCCCUCUCACAGGGAGGGCUUCAGGCAGAAUUUCUUUCAUACUGUACCAAGCAGGUAGGUUUGUCUGACCCCACAAGAUCCUUUGCAGAGGAGAUCCCCUAUUAACAUGCAGUGAUACACCUGCAGCCCCCUCAUGUCCCCACCUUUAAGAGAUCACCUCGAAUUACAGAGGGACAUCACAGAGUUGGGGUGGGGGGGUUUGGUGAAAAGUUGCCAAACUAUUGUAAUGUUUCUUGUCCAAAGUGAUGUGUCAACUUUUGUGACUUUUCUUUCCUUUUUUUUUUUUUU